AUGAUGGACAGCCGCAUCCUGGAGCAUCCUCAUGCCCAGUUCGGGGGGAUGGUGGGUUUCCCUUACCCGCUCGGGCACCACCACGUCUACGAGCUGGCCGGGCACCAGCUGCAGUCGGCGGCCGCCUCCGUGCCCUUCUCCAUCGAUGGAUUACUGAGCGGCUCCUGCGCCGCCUCUGUGGUCAACCCGGCGCCGCUCAUCCCCUCCGGCUGCGGGGUGAGCGGGGACAGCCAGCCCUUCAAGCUCGCAGAUUCGGGUGACCCGGACAAGGAAAGCCCUGGCUGUAAAAGAAGACGAACCCGCACCAAUUUUACCGGCUGGCAGCUCGAGGAGCUGGAAAAGGCGUUUAAUGAAAGUCAUUACCCGGACGUGUUUAUGCGAGAGGCUCUGGCUCUCAGGCUAGACUUGGUGGAGUCCAGAGUGCAGGUCUGGUUCCAAAACCGCCGGGCCAAAUGGAGAAAGAAAGAGAACACGAAGAAGGGCCCGGGGCGGCCGGCUCACAACUCCCACCCCACGACGUGCAGCGGGGAGCCCAUGGACCCCGAGGAGAUCGCCCGGAAGGAGCUGGAGAAGAUGGAGAAGAAGAAGAGAAAGCACGAGAAGAAGCUGCUCAAAAGCCAAAGCCGCCACCCGCACUCUCCCAGCGCCCUCUCCCUCCACAGCACGCCCAGCUCCGACAGCGACAGCGGCGGCGGGGGGGGCCUCUCGCCCGCCCCGCCUGAGGCCAAGCCCCGCGGGCAGCCCCCGCCGCCCCAUCCGCCGCUCCCCGCCACCGCCGCCCCCUCCGAGCCGCCCCCCGGCACCUGCGAGCAGACGGCCGAGCCCUUCUACCCCAGCCAAAGAAGCGGGAGCGGGCGGCUCCAGCGCCCGCCCGACAAGGACUGCGCGGCCGCCCCGUCGGGGGACGGCAGCGGGGGAGCGGGGGGACCCCGCGGCGCCGGCAGCUUCCACAAGCUCAACCCGUUCAGCGUGGAGAGCCUCCUCUCCGACUCGCCCCCGCGCCGCAAGGCCGCCCCGGACUUCCCCAGCCUGCCCCCCUGCGCCCCCCGCACUCUCAUCGGCAAAGGACACUUCUUGCUCUACCCCAUCACGCAGCCCCUGGGCUUCCUCGUCCCGCAGACCGCCCUCAAAGCCAGCCCGGGCCCCGAGGCCGGCCAGCCCCCCCGGGACUCCCCGCUGCCCGCCGCCAACCCCGGCCCCCCCGGUUGUGGAGCGGAGCCGGCGCCCGCGGGUGCUCAGCCCGGCCCCGGCUCCACGGACACGGCGGCGACCGCGGCGGGCUCGGUACCCCCCGCGCCGGCCGGAGCCUCGCCCCGCUCCGCGGCCUCGCACGGUGACCCGGCGGCGGCCGCUCCCGCGGAGGGCGGCAGCUUCCCCAGGCCCGAGUCGCCGGUCCGGGCGCGGGACGCCAGCACAACCAGGGACAGAUCGGACUGCGGCCCCGCCGACGGCGAGGAGGUGGAUAUGGACUGACCGGCCGGCCAAAACGACAAAAAAAAAAAAAAAAAAUCGAAACAAAAGUAAAAUAGAACAAAAAGAAAAAAAAAAGAAAGAAAAACAAAAAAGAGCUAAACUAAAGCAGCCGCGAACGUCACCGGCACCCCCCGCACCCGGCACCCGUGAGAAACGGGGGGAAGCGCUUCCCCGCUCACCCCACGCACGCCGCGCCCGCAGCUCGCGGGAGGCGGCGGCACAGCCGAGAGAGCGGCUCUUCGACUCCCUAGAGUUUAUCACAGG
Cinclus cinclus is the source of this 1737-nucleotide messenger RNA. RefSeq names its product UNC homeobox (gene UNCX). Gene Ontology annotation, molecular function: DNA-binding transcription factor activity, RNA polymerase II-specific; sequence-specific double-stranded DNA binding. The coding region runs from base 1 to 1473 and encodes 490 amino acids. Lineage: Eukaryota; Metazoa; Chordata; Aves; Passeriformes; Cinclidae. Gene Ontology annotation, biological process: regulation of DNA-templated transcription. The record is from RefSeq and is a predicted model, not a curated record. The transcript has 3 exons.